GGAUUAAUCGAGGCGUUCGACCCUCCCCGCGUUAAAAAGGCCGUGGGAGACGCCGACCGGUGGCUCCCGCCGUCUCUCGCGGAGGGGACGAGAGGGAGACAGAGGAAAGAAGGGGGAGAGGGGUGAGGAAGCGCCUCCCUCUCUCGCCUUUUGGUGCGUCUCCUCCGCCUUUUCCCUCGGCCGCCCCCGGUGCCGGCCCGGAUGUGAGGAAACUCUUUUUCCUUUUUUUUCCUGAUAGACCGGGAGAUUUUGAUGUGAUCUUUGUGGGAGAACUGGCGAUCUGGAGUCUUUUGGCUUCGAUCUGGAGAUCUGGGGGCAGAUCUGCAAAACAAGGCUUUUCCGGCGAGGAGAGUCAUAAUGGAGCACUGCCCGGCAGGACUUAAUACCAUGGGCCAACUGUACCCAGAAUGCGUGUCAGAUAGGAAGUCAAGAUUUUGGCAAAUUGAUAACCAAUCAAUUCCAGGAGAACUCAUAUGUCCGCAACCUCGUCGUCCCGCUAGGGUACCUUGUUUCAUGGAUAAUCUCAACAGAAUUGGCUCCAGACCAAAGAGCAUUUUACCUAUCCAUAGAGGGGAUUGUGGUCCGGAGAUCCUGGAUAUUAUCUUGAACAAGGAUGAUCCUGAUGGUGAUCUAGACAUGAACAACGCAGCUGGCUUCUUCUGUGGCUCGCCGCCCGUGCGCACCAACAACCCGGUAGUCCAAGAUGCAAAGUUUGCGAAACAAACUCAAGACUUCGCUUCUCCUUCGGGAAACUCUUUUGGGAUAAAGCCAGCAGGGAGAGUCGAAAGAGGCUCCCCAUCCUGUGGGACAUCAUUUGGAGGGAGCCCCAAAGUAAGAAUCGAAGGUUUCGCCUCCGGGAAGUCCGAGUCUCACUGUGUGGUCCCUGCUCUCGCCUGACCCAUCCCAAGUCUAACCGACUCUGCUGCGUAUGCUGCUGUAAAUUUUUCCCGAGUCAGCCAUCUAGCUAUUUGAAACCUUUGAAAUGCUAGUUUGGAGAAGAGAAUAUCGUCCUGUACAUAUCCAAGGUUCCAUGUAUCUAGAAUUUGUCCGUACGAACGAGUCUGGUUCAGGAGGUUUGUUUAAGUUGGAGGCUGGAUUCAGUUGGAUUCAGAUGUACAAGUGUAAAUAGACCCUUUUUUUUUUUUUUUGUGUGUGCGCGAGAAUCCUUAGUUGCAGUGCCAUCGAUAGCAUCUACUUUUGU
This is a messenger RNA of Elaeis guineensis (African oil palm), 1201 nucleotides long. RefSeq lists its product as uncharacterized. Lineage: Eukaryota; Viridiplantae; Streptophyta; Magnoliopsida; Arecales; Arecaceae. The record is from RefSeq and is a predicted model, not a curated record.